Malania oleifera is the source of this 2822-nucleotide messenger RNA. RefSeq names its product cytochrome P450 76T24-like. NCBI's taxonomy places the organism in Eukaryota, Viridiplantae, Streptophyta, Magnoliopsida, Santalales, Ximeniaceae. The record is from RefSeq and is a predicted model, not a curated record. Gene Ontology annotation, molecular function: heme binding; iron ion binding; monooxygenase activity. The coding region runs from base 976 to 2505 and encodes 509 amino acids. The transcript has 3 exons.
GACUCGCUGAAAGCUCCAAGCACAUCAAACUCGUCGUCGGAGCUACUACUGUUUCCAUUGAAGCAAUUGCAGCGAUUACGGCCACAUUUCACGGUCGACGGCUUCUCGUUGUGUCCUCAAAUGAAAUUCUGCACCAUUUUAUCAAAACACACACAGCUCGGCUCGAACUCAGUCCCUUCCUCUUUGAUAUAUUGCGGUUCACCUGCGCCAGGUUUAUCCGCAGAUGAAGUCCUUUAAACGCUUGUGAACCGCCGAUCGAAGACCCUCUUGAGGCGCAAUUUCGAGACAGGUUUGCCGGACUCGUUCCGUAUCGAUGCUGUGUAUGAAUCGAUAGGUUGAAUCUUUAUCGGAAAACGCAUGGCUACUGCGUUUGCUCUGUUUGCGCUAUCACAAACCGAUGACUCUAAUUCUUGCACGUACAUCCAAAACCCUCCAUUCAAAAUUUGCAGAAAUACAAAAGAGUAAUGAACUGAAAUAUGCAAUCAGUAUCUGUUCUAGUCAACAAUAUUGGUGUGCUUAUUGUGUACAUGAUAAUUAUAGGACCCGAUUUCCAGGCCAAGAAUGUGCUUCAAGAAGAAGACGAGAAAACAGAGAACCCCAUUGUAAAGCUAGGAUUGCUGCCGGCGUAGGCGGACCGGUGGAGGAAGUGGUGAUAGGAAGCUCGGAGAGGCUGGAACAGAGUUUGCAGAUUCAGACUUUUUUCAUCGCGUUCUCCAAGUUUCUGGGCGAAGAUCAGAGAAAGAGGGAGAUAUGGGAGAGAGCAGCGAAGAAGGCUUUCUUUUGAGAGCAGCAUCUGGGCUUUCCUUUUGAGAGCAGCCAAGAAGGGAUAACAUGCCACGUGUCAAACUUGUACGGGGAGGCGCAGCUCCACGUGGAGUGGCCGGCUCUCCUUAUAAUUUCCCUGGCGGCCAAUGGUCCUCUAUCACUAUAUAAUGUAGCAAGGAGUUUCUCAUAUAUAGCAAAUACCAAUCACAAAUGUAUUACCCAGCAUUAAUUCUUCUCCUGGUUUCUUUUGCAUGGACAUGCCUUCGUGUCCUCCUAUCGGAAACCACAAGCCGAAGCUCCGGCAAACUCCCGCCGGGUCCCCGCCCCUUUCCGGUCGUCGGAAACAUCUUCAGCCUCAGCAGCAAACCCCAUGUGUCGCUCGCCGAUCUCUCCAAAACCUACGGCCCCGUAAUGUCCCUGAAGCUAGGGACCAUCACCUCCGUCGUCAUAUCUUCUCCGCAGGCCGCCAGAGAAGCCCUGCAAAAACACGACCGGGCCUUGUCCGGUCGGACCGUCACCGACUCGGUCCGGGCGCUCCGCCACCACGAGGCUUCGGUGGUAUGGCUGCCGGAGUCGGCCACGCGGUGGAGGGAGCUACGGAAAAUCUGCGCCCUGCAGCUGUUUUCGCCGCAAAGGCUGGAAGCCGGCCGCGCCCUUCGCCGGGAAAAGGUGAGGGAGAUUGUCGACCACGUCGGUGAGAGGUGCCGGAGCGGCACGGCGGUGGACAUCGGCGAAGCUGCCUUCACGACGACGCUCAAUUUGCUGUCGAACACCAUCUUUUCCGUUGAUUUGGCGACUUAUGAUUCGGAGCGCUCGCAGGAAUUCAUGGGUCUGGUGCGGAGUGUGAUGGAGGAAGCGGGAGUGCUUAAUCUGGCGGAUUAUUUCCCGGCUCUUCGGUGGAUUGAUCCGCAAGGGGCGCGGCGGCGGACGACGGUGUAUGCGAGAAAACUUUUGGGAAUUUUUGAUGAGAUCAUUAAUCAACGGUUGGCAGCAAGAGGUUCGUCAUCGUCGAAGGAGAAUUCUCCGGCGAGAAACGUCGACGUACUGGAUGCCCUGCUUGAUCUCAGCAAAGAACCGAGCGACUAUGAACUCAGCUGCGAUGAUAUGAAGCAUUUGUUUCUGGAUUUAUUCGUGGCGGGGACCGACACUACAUCGAGCACAGUGGAAUGGGCCAUGGCUGAAUUGCUCUGUCAUCCUGAAGUCAUGGCAAGAGCCCAAGCCGAACUCAAACAAAUCUCUGACCAAGACGACAAAGACAAGGGCGAAAUUAAAAUAAUAGAAGAAUCAGAAAUUUCAAAGCUCCCUUACCUGCAAGCCGUCGUGAAGGAGACUUUUAGGCUGCACCCACCAGUGCCCUUCCUGGUGCCCCACAAAGCCGAAGCAAGCGUCGAAAUUAUGGGGUACCGUGUCCCAAAGGGCGCACAGGUGUUGGUCAACGUGUGGGACGUUGGCCACAACGCAGACACUUGGGAGAGACCAAACUCGUUUUCGCCGGAGAGGUUCUUGUCGCCGGAGGCGGCCGACGUGAAGGGCAUGGAUUUCGAGCUUAUACCGUUCGGCGCCGGACGGCGGAUAUGCCCGGGGCUGCCGCUGGCGCAGCGCAUGGUGCACGUGAUGCUGGCUUCGCUGAUGGGGCGCUUUGAGUGGAAGCUCGGCGGGGAGGAGUUGGACAUGGAGGAGAAGUAUGGGAUUACGUUGCGGAAGGCAGAGCCUCUCAGGGCCAUUCCCAUCCAAUCGUAACUCUCUCUACAUCUGCUUAAUUAAUUAUUAGGGUAAAAAUAAAUUUCUCAUAUUGGGUCUCUACCCUUACAACCUUACUCAUGAUGAGAAUGCAUAUAACCUAAUUUCGGUCUGGUCCAAUAUGAGAUGAAUGAGAUUGAUUUGAUGUGGGACUAAUACAAGCUCAUAUCCGAUCUUAUGUCUUAUAUCAGAAGACUUACUGGCCUGAAUAAAAUCUUCCACCCGUAUAUUUUACGUGCUAUGUAAAAUCUUGUGCAACUUUUCCUAUUGAGACAAAUGAUGGAUACAAAUAAGAUUAUUUUGAAAGUUUGGGACUA